Aspergillus candidus is the source of this 6777-nucleotide messenger RNA. RefSeq lists its product as uncharacterized. Lineage: Eukaryota; Fungi; Ascomycota; Eurotiomycetes; Eurotiales; Aspergillaceae. The coding region runs from base 1 to 6777 and encodes 2258 amino acids. The transcript has 8 exons. Gene Ontology annotation, molecular function: magnesium ion binding; transmembrane transporter activity; 3-oxoacyl-[acyl-carrier-protein] synthase activity. Gene Ontology annotation, biological process: transmembrane transport; long-chain fatty acid biosynthetic process. Gene Ontology annotation, cellular component: fatty acid synthase complex. The record is from RefSeq and is a predicted model, not a curated record.
AUGCGCUCGAUCUUGAGCUCUGCGGAUCCAGAGGACCGCAAGAAGUUGGCCUACAAGUUGCUUAUUGAAAUCCUCUCGUAUCAAUUGGCAUCACCGGUCCGAUGGAUCGAAACACAAAAUCAACUACUCCAUGCCCUUCCCUCUAUCGAGCGGUUCGUUGAGGUUGGCCCGCGUACAACACUAGCCACGAUGGCCAAACGAUCGACCUCAAAAUACUACGCAGUAUUCGCACCGUCUCAGUGGUCUCAACUCAAGUUCUUAUCCUCUUCAGACCACAGCGAUGAGAUAUUCUAUCGAUAUACGGGCGUCGAUCAAUCGUUGAAGCUGUCUCCAUCGCCAGCGCCACAGAUACAGGCCAUUGAGAACUCCGCGGGUAAACGUCUUUCUGACACGCCGCCCAGGACCAAGGCUCUGCUACCACCCUCAGUCCAGACGGAAAAAGCGGUCCCGACAGGGAACAUGGCUUUGUCGACUGCACAUGUGGUUUUGGCCCUGACAGCCCAGAAACUUCGUCGGCCCUUCUACCAGGUCUCAAUGAACGAGGCAAUUAGAGAUCUAUCAGGAGGUAAAUCUACGCUCCAGAACGAAUUGAUAGGUGAUCUGGUUGGAGAGUUUGGCAAGGUCCCUGAAGGUGCCGAAGACAUGCCUUUGGCUACACUAAGCGAGGCACUGCACAAUGGAUCGUCCAUAAAGCCGGGGAAAGCUAUGUCGAGCUUAGUAUCGAGGUUCAUAUCCGGAAAAAUGCCCGCAGGUUUCAACCAAAACGCGGUUCACGAUUAUCUAGAAUCACGAUGGGGUCUGACCAGAUCGCAUUCUAUCAUCCCGAUUUGUCUGGCCACUUCAGUGGAACCCCCUACCCGACUGGGGACGCCCGAGCUAGCCAAAUCGUAUUUUGACGAACUGGUUCAGCGUUAUUCAGAGUUCUACAACAUCUCUCUGGACAAGAUCGCCGUGGAACGUGAUGAUACAACCGUGACAAAACAGGUGACCGUGGACUCGGCUACGUUCGAACGCUUGAAGGGCGAAAACAAGGAUUUCCACAGGAAACAUUUCGAGCUCCUUGCUCAGCAUCUUGGAAUCGACAAUCACCCACAAAGACAGCAAUCCGACGAAGACUUGGGUGUUCUGGAAGUACAACAGAAGCUUGACCGAUGGAACGACGAGUUUGACGAACAAUUUCUCCACGGAAUCAAACCGGUUUUCAACCCACGUCAGGUGCGAAACUACGAUUCCUGGUGGAAUUGGGUGCGGGAAGAUCUCAUUCGCUGGAUUCUCGAGAACUGGCAGGCACCGACAGACGGUAUUCUUUAUCCAGUUGACAGCCGGUUGGCGAUGAUUCUAAACAGAUGGCAGUCUAGCUGCACAGACAUCAUCUCAUCCUAUCUGGACUCGUCUCCCUCCUACCUGAGUCGCUCGCCGCUCCAGAAUUGCAAUAUACGCCCCCUCUUGGCCGAAAUUCGAAGGCUUGGGGACGAAAGUUCUACUUCCGACCCACUGUUUGUCUACAGACACAAGCCGAUGGGACCUAAAACUAUUUUUACCCAAUCUGCUAAGAUGGAAUACACAGAGACGUGUCGACCGUUUGGCUCAUACCUUGACACAGUGCGCCGGGGCCGUGCAUCUCCCGUCGACCAGCGCUUCACUAUCCCUUUUGUACACAUCAAGUAUCGACGGGAGGAAGUAGACUGGCUGUACGACCCAUCUGCCACAAAAAAUUAUCAAACCGAAUUACAAACAGGAUCUAGCGAUGGGUUCAGCUACAAGGGGAAGGCAGUUCUGGUGACGGGUGCCGGCCCUGAUUCGAUUGGAGCCCACAUCAUUCAAGGCCUCCUGAGCGGCGGUGCGCGAGUCGUCGUCACCACGAGCCGGGAGAUUUCUGCUAGCGCUGGAUUUUACCAACAAUUGUACCGUCAGUAUGGUUCCAAAGGCGCGUCUUUAACACUUCUACCUACGAACCAGGGUAGUAGUAAAGACUGUGAAGCUCUGGUCGAGCAUCUCUAUGGCGCUGACUCCCCAGUGGGUGGAGAUAUUGACUUUAUUAUCCCAUUUGCAGCCAUUCCGCAGACCGGAGAGCUCGAGGGCCUGGGCGGCCAGCAAGAGCUCUGUCUUAGAACUAUGCUAGUGAACAUCUUGAGGCUGAUUGGAUUUAUUCGCCGUGAAAAAGAAACCCGUCGUAUCGAGACCAGGCCUACGAUGGUAAUAUUGCCCAUGUCUUGCAACGAGGGUACUUUCGGGGGAGAUGGUCUAUAUGCCGAGUCAAAGAUCGGCUUGAGGUCGCUUUUCAAUCGUUUUCGGUCCGAAAGUUGGUCUACCUAUGUAACCAUAUGUGGCGCCGUCAUCGGGUGGACACGAGGCACAGGGUUGAUGCGAAGUUCCAACAUUGUGGCCGAAGAAAUUGAAAAACUCGGGGUAAUGACAUUCACUCAGGCUGAAAUGGCAUUCAACAUUCUCGCCCUGAUGAGGCCAGCUAUCACAUCCCUUGCAGACGAGGCUCCAAUAUAUGCAGAUUUGACGGGUGGGCUGGGUUCAAUGUGGGAUAUCAAAGACCAGAUCUCUUCAGCUCGCGCGAAAUUAAACGAUAAGUUGAGGCUGCAGAAUGCCUUCGCAGAAGAAAAUGCUCGUCACCAGACAGUCCUUCAUGGGGCCAAGCACCAAGGACCCAAACAGGAAGCGCCUCCACGCUUGUCUAACCUAUCACUCGCGUUCCCUAAAAUCCCUGGACUCAUUGCAUAUCGAGAAAACAAGGCCAAGCUACCCCGUCUGUAUGGAAUGGUAGAUUUAUCUUCCACAAUAGUCGUCGUGGGAUUCUCCGAGUUGGGUCCUUGGGGAAACGCACGCACGCGGUGGGAAAUGGAAUACCAAGGGAAAUUCACAUUAGAGGGUUAUGUCGAGAUGGCCUGGGUUAUGGGCUUGAUCAGGCACGUCGACGGAGAAUUGGAGGGACGUCCUUACGUUGGAUGGAUUGACGUCGAUACGCAAUCGCCCGUCCCGGAUAAUGAAAUCCCCCACAAAUACCAUGAUCGCAUCAUGAAACACAGUGGAGUCCGCCACAUUGAACCGGAUGCGACAUACACUCCUCAACGAAAGGAGUAUUUACACGAGGUGGUCGUCGAGAAGGAUCUACCACCAUUCGAAACCUCUUUGUCCACUGCUGAGGACUUCAAACGGCGGCACGGGGAGCAUGUUUCUUUACAGCCAAUAGAGGGUACAGAAACUUGCCGUGUGUUUGUGAAAACGGGCGCCAUAAUGAUGAUUCCAAAGGUCGUUCCGUUUGAGCAGGUUGUGGCAGGGACCGUCCCAAAAGGUUGGGAUCCUGCCCGGUACGGAAUUCCGCGAGAUGUUGUGGAACAGGCGGACGUCACCACGCUCUAUGCUUUAUGCUGUGUCUCGGAAGCAUUUCUAUGCGCAGGGAUUGUUGAUCCCUACGAGGUGUAUCAAUACAUCCACGCGUCGGAACUUGCAAACUGCCUGGGAACAGGCGGUGGACCGCUGAAGAUUAUCCAGAAGAUGUAUCGCGACCGCCACCUGGACCGUCCAGUCAGGGGAGACAUCAUCUCGGAACACUUCAUGAAUACCAUGGGGGCAUGGAUUAACAUGCUUCUGCUUUCCUCUGCAGGGCCACUCAAGACACCCGUCGGUGCAUGCGCCACGGCCAUUGAGUCGCUGGAUAUUGCUUGCGAGGCCAUUCGAUCCGGAAAUUGCAAAAUGGCAAUCGUUGGCGGGUGCGAUGACUAUGGUGAAGAAUUGGCAUACGAAUUCGCCAAUAUCAACGCCACGGCCAAUAGCACAGACGAACUAUCUAAGGGUCGUCAGCCUAGUGAGAUUUCACGCCCUACGGCCAGUUCACGCAGCGGAUUUGCGGAAUCGGCUGGAUGUGGUGUGCAAAUCAUCACCACGGCCUCGACAGCCCUAGAAAUGGGAUUACCAAUUCACGGCAUCGUCGCAUACACACAGAUGGCAAGCGACCAAACCGGCCGGUCCAUUCCUGCACCGGGCAAAGGAAUAUUAACUAGUGCCCGUGAAAGCGAAAGUGCUAGAAACUCUCCAUUCCUUGACUUCAAGUUCCGCCGAGCAUGUUUUGAUGAUGAAUGUAAAGCAAUGAAAUAUCAGUCUUCAGACGGCGAAUCUAUGGAACGUGUCGGGGAUGGGGAUGCAGUGGACCAUGUCCGUUCUCUGAAAUUUAGAGACGCACAACACCGCUGGGCAAACAACAUUCGCCUCCAGGAUUCUUCGGUCUCACCCUUGAGAGCAGCAUUGGCGACCUGGGGUCUGACCAUCGACGAUAUUCGAGUGGUCUCAAUGCACGGAACGUCGACCAAGGCCAACGAGAUCAACGAGGGAGAUGUCAUCAAUACUCAAAUGAAUCACCUCGGUCGUCGGCGGGGAAAUCCGCUUCUAUGCGUCUGUCAGAAAUCAUUGACUGGUCAUCCCAAAGGCGCAGCGGGUGCCUGGCAAUUGAAUGGGUGUAUGCAGAUGCUUCGGGAUUCUAUAAUCCCCGGAAAUCGCAAUGCAGACAACAUUGAUGGCCAUCUCCGACAGUUUGAACACCUUGUGUAUCCGAUGGAGACAAUGCGGGUUCUACAGGUGGAUGCUACCAUGCUCACAUCGUUUGGGUUCGGUCAGAAAGGGGCAAUUGCAGUUUUAGUGGCACCAAAAUUUAUUUUCGCCUCGAUCACGGAUGCUUGUUACAACGACUACCGAGAUAGAGCAAUGAAGAGGCAACGGGUAGCCACCACAGAAUUCAUCUCCCGAAUAUUUAAUGGUCAAAUGGUUCAGGUCAAAGAAGAUCCACCGUGGAAGAACCCAGAAGCUAUGCGCGCCACUUUCCUCGACUCGAGUAUCCGUUUCGUUGACGGUGUGCCUCGAAACAUCCAAGGAUCCCCUAAGGGCAUAUGGCCCCAGCGAGAGCCUGACACCAUUUAUGGGAGGCUCGUGGGCGAGGAUAAUGCGGAACCACCAGCCCUUUCGAAUCAGCUUCAGAAAAUGCUACAAGAGGUUUUGCAGCGUCCCAACGCAUCUGCACCUUAUGGAAUUGGUGUCGACAUCGAAGACAUCUCAAACGUCAGCAUCGACAAUGACAGUUUCUUGAAGCGUAACUUUACACCCGCGGAGCGUGAAUACUGUUUGAAUGCACUCGAUCCGCAGUCCUCAUUCGCGGGGCGUUGGUGCGCGAAGGAAGCGGUAUUCAAAUGCAUGAAAACAGUGUCUAAGGGAGCCGGGGCGGAUAUGAAAGAUAUUGAAGUUCUCAGCCAUCAGGGCAUUCCUCGGGUUAUUCUUCAUGGAAGGGCCAAGGCAGUGGCUAAUUCAAAAAAGUUCAGCGGCAUCGAGGUGACCAUCAGCCAUUCCAUGUAUACCGCUGUCGCCGUCGCGAUGGCAGCUCCUGCGCACCUCGAGUGGGCUCAUCAUCCCCACAAUCCUUACAAUUGGCCGCCUCGUAAGAAAUGGACGUGUAUGCUCACCUCCUGCUGGGUCACCUUCAUCGUCGGGUUGAAUGCCACCUCUAUCACGACGGCUGCCGAACCGAUCUCGCGCGAUUUCAACCUGUCUAAUGGCUUCUUUGAGUAUAACUUCUUCGCUGUCACGGCGUGGAAUGCCGCAGCAGCAAUUGUGCCACUGGCCACACUGCCGCUGAUGGAGACGUACGGAAUGCGAAUUGGCUUUGUGACGUCAUACAUCCUCUUCGCUAUCUUCAUCAUCCCGCAGGCAUUAGCGCAAAAUUUCGCCACAUUGGUGGUGUGUCGCGCGAUCGCCGGAGCUUUCGGCGGGACUUUGCAGAACAGCGCAGACGGACUUGCAUCCAAUAUCUUCCUAUCGCACCGGGAGCGCGUAUUCCCCUUGACUCUGUAUGUCUUCACGCUGGUAUUUGGGGUGACGAUGGGGCCAGUCCUUGGUGCUGCUUUUCAGCCACUGGGAUGGCGAUGGGUAUUCUGGAUUGAACUGAUAAUCUACGGUGCUUUUGCGCCCAUUGUCAUCAUCAUCAUGAAAGAAAGCCGCGGUCCAAUCCUGCGCGCCAGACUCUUCCCCGAAGCGGACACCACCACCAAGCCCAACAAAAACGAAGCCUUGCGCACAUUCAAAGAGACCAUCGUGCGCUCCGCCCUCCUCCUAACCACCGAACCAACCGUAACAGCCUUCACCCUCUGGUCCGCCUUCGCCUUCGGCCUCGUCUUCAUCUCCACACAAUCCAUCCCCAUCGUCUUCAGCGGCACUUACAGCUGGCCCUCGCACACAGACGGCCUUGUACAAUCCUCCAUCGGCAUCGGUCAAAUCCUCGGCCUCCUCCUCACAACAUUCUACCAAAAUCGGCUUUACACGCGCAGCGCAGCCCACAACCCCGAAAACCCGGGGACUCCCAUCCCAGAAGCAAUCCUGCACCUCUCAAUCCCCAGCACGGCCGUCGCCCUCGCCGGCGGCCUCUUCAUGUACGGCUGGAGCACGGAGCAGACGCACUGGAUUGUUCCGGCCAUCGCGCUCACUCUGAUCGGGUACGCGAUCAUGGUCAUCGUCACGGCUGCUAGUAUCUACGUGACGGACUCGUAUGCUGGGUAUGCGGCGAGCGCGAUCGGCGCCGUCGCCUUCGGGGAGAAUAUCUUUGCGGCGUUUUUGCCGCUCGCUGCGAAGCCCAUGUAUCUGCGGUUGGGGUAUCGGUGGGCGAGUAGCUUGCUGGGAUUCGUGGCGGCUGUGUUGACGCUUGCACCGGUUGUGUUGAUUUGGAAGGGCAGGGCGAUUCGCGAGAGGAGCGUGGCUAUUCGGAAGAUGAAUAUUGAGGGUUUGUGA